This is a messenger RNA of Lachancea meyersii CBS 8951, 1173 nucleotides long. Lineage: Eukaryota; Fungi; Ascomycota; Saccharomycetes; Saccharomycetales; Saccharomycetaceae. The record is from the annotation of a GenBank genome assembly.
AUGCAAUUGAACUUGAAAAGCGGCACUGCCCGUGCUCUUGCUGCCGCAUGCAUAAUAGCGACCUCUUUGUGGCUUUUGGUGCAAGGCACCGGCUUUGGGACGGGAUCUUCAACUUUAAAACAGCAAGCCUUCAAGGCUAAAGACAACUCGAACGGGUUCACGUAUCGUAAGGUCAGCCAUGGAAAGUAUACUGGACCCAAGGAAAAGGCGACUUUUGUGACUUUGGCGCGUAACGAGGAUCUUUACUCCCUUUUGGGCUCGAUUGCCAGCGUGGAAGAUCGUUUCAACAGCAAGUUCCAGUACGACUGGGUUUUCCUCAACGACGUAGAGUUCAGCGAGGAAUUCAAGCGUGUCACGACGGCAAUGGUCAGUGGUACCACCAAAUACGGACUUGUCCCAGCAGAGCACUGGUCGUACCCUUCGUGGAUCGAUCAAGACAGGGCAGCCAAAGUACGGGAACAGAUGCGUGAAGACCAGAUCAUCUACGGUGACUCGCUUCCUUACAGACACAUGUGCCGUUUCGAGUCUGGGUUUUUCUACAGACACGAGCUUUUGGACGACUACGACUGGUACUGGCGUGUGGAACCGGACACCCGUAUCUACUGUGACGUGGACUACGACAUUUUCAAGUUCAUGAAAGACAACGGUAAGAAAUACGCGUUCACCAUUUCUCUCAGGGAAUAUGAAGCUACCAUCAAGACCCUGUGGGACACCACCAAGGAAUUCAUGGACAAGAACCCAAGUUUGUUGCACCCUAACAACAUGUUGGACUUCAUUUCCGACGACAACGGUGCGUCCUACAACUUGUGCCAUUUCUGGUCCAAUUUCGAAGUCGGAUGGCUAGACUUGUGGCGUGGGCCAGCCUAUUCUGCUUACUUUGAUUAUCUUGACAAGGCAGGUGGGUUUUUCUACGAACGUUGGGGUGACGCUCCAGUUCACACCAUUGGUGCUGCUUUGUUCUUGGAUCGCUCAGAAAUUCACCAUUUCGGCGACAUUGGAUACUACCACGUUCCAUUCCACUCCUGCCCUAUCGACGAAAGCGUCAGGCUAAACAAUCGUUGUAACUGCAACCCGAACGACGAUUUCACCUGGAAAGGAUAUUCUUGCACCUCCCAGUUCUACACUGUGGCCAACCUCGAGAAACCCAAGGGAUGGCAGAAAUUCGCCGAUUAG